ACGCUCGCACCGGACGUUGUUGGUGUAGUUCGCUCACUGCAGAUAUGUCCUGAAUAGAACCCAAUGAAUGGAUGUUUAGUCACUGUGAGCCACAUUUGUUCACCUCUGGUCAAGAUGACAUGAAGCUUUAGGUUUAUCGCCACCGUUCCCUCAGCUGUUACCAUGGCAGCGAGAAUGAAGCUGAAGCUGAAGACUGUGUUUGUGCUCUACUUCAUGGUGUCCCUGAUGGGUCUGAUCUAUGCACUGAUGCAGCUCGGCCAGCACUGCGACUGCUCAGAGCAUGACUUGCCAAAAGAUCGUGCCAUAUCCAGGCUGCAGGAGGAGCUCUACCGCCUCCAGGGCCAGAUAAGGCAGUUGGAGAAGCUGAAGCAACCGGAGAAGCAACCUCCCAAGUCCUCCCUGCCCACUAUCUUUGUCAUCACUCCCACAUAUGCCAGGCUGGUGCAGAAGGCUGAGCUGACCCGUCUGUCCCAGACUUUCCUCCACAUCCCUCGGCUGCAUUGGAUCGUGGUGGAGGACUCGCAGCACAAGACGGCACUUGUUACCAACUUCCUGAUGAAGAGCGGCCUGACCUACACCCACUUGCACAUACCCACUGCAAAGGAGCGCAAACUUCAGGAGGGUGAUCCCAGCUGGCUGAAACCCCGCGGCGUUGAGCAAAGAAACGAAGGGCUGCGGUGGCUCAGAGAAGACCGAAAGACUCAGACAGGGGCGGAUGAUCAGCAGGGUGUGGUUUACUUCGCAGACGAUGAUAACACGUAUAGCCUACAGCUGUUUGAAGAGAUGAGGAACACUCAGCGCGUUUCUGUGUGGCCAGUAGGUUUGGUUGGUGGGAUGAAAUUUGAGAGCCCUGUGGUUGAAGGAGGGAAGGUGGUUCGCUUCCAUACCGGCUGGCGGCCCAGUCGGCCCUUCCCAAUGGACAUGGCUGGCUUUGCUGUGUCCCUUAAACUGGUCCUGGCCAAUCCAGAUGCUUGCUUUGACGGAGAAGCACCCAUGGGUUUCCUGGAAAGCAGCCUCCUCAAAGGUCUGGUCACAAUGGAUGAGCUGGAGCCCAAAGCAGACAACUGCACAAAAGUGCUGGUUUGGCACACCCGGACAGAGAAACCGAAGAUGAAGAGGGAGGAGGCGCUGCAGGUGCAGGGACUGGGCUCAGAUCCCGCUGUGGAAGUCUGAGCAUCUAAACACCAACAGAAGCAUUAAAAGGAAUCCCCUUA
Messenger RNA from Cyprinodon variegatus (sheepshead minnow), 1214 nucleotides. RefSeq names its product beta-1,3-glucuronyltransferase 3 (gene b3gat3). The record is from RefSeq and is a predicted model, not a curated record. The transcript has 8 exons. Gene Ontology annotation, cellular component: Golgi membrane. NCBI's taxonomy places the organism in Eukaryota, Metazoa, Chordata, Actinopteri, Cyprinodontiformes, Cyprinodontidae. The coding region runs from base 163 to 1173 and encodes 336 amino acids. Gene Ontology annotation, molecular function: galactosylgalactosylxylosylprotein 3-beta-glucuronosyltransferase activity. Gene Ontology annotation, biological process: carbohydrate metabolic process; chondroitin sulfate proteoglycan biosynthetic process.